AUGUCCGCAGCAAACAGAAGUCUAUCGAUGUCGAGCACGAUGCUCUCGCCGGAGAAAAUCGCCGAGCUUGAGGACUCAUUACAGAACAACCCCUACUUCAUCAAAUUCAAAGACAGAAUCGUGAAACUGAAGCAAUCAGACCCCGAGACGUAUCUAAAGCGUCUCGAGCUGAUGCACCAGCAGCACGAAGCGCAGAAAAAGAAAGAAGCCGGAAAUCCGAAGACGAUGGAAGAAAUGACGGCGGAACAAGCGGCUGCUUCAGCUGCGCAGCCAAGCUACGUCGCACCGAAAACUCUCGACAGCGUGAUGGACUUGGAAAGGCUGAAGAACAAGGACGGAAAGGAGAUUGGCGACAUUUGGCGAAAGUAUCAUGCGCACAGAUCGGCAGUUUUCGCGUCGAUUUCGAAGAAGUACUGGGACUACAUCGCCGCGAUCAAGACGCAUUUUCCCUCGUUUAUCUACCCACUGCCGCGCGACGACAACAAGUGGCUCUUCUACAUCGGCUUCUGGGGCGGAAACGAGCUCAACUUCACGACGCUGGAGCACUACAAGCUCAAAGGCGCCGAUGCUCCAGUUCUCCUGUCCAUGUGCCAUUAUCCAGACCUAAUUGACACGAAAGGAAUCUGUUUAAUGGUCGCAGAUGUCGAUGAAAGUCUAAUUGAAAAGCAGGACGCUCAAUUACUCGCCUACUACGCUCAGUACUUUCACACGGAAGCAAAAGGAAUGAGCCUCGUGCAAACGUUUAACACGAGACCGCAGGAUUUCAAGUACGAGGACGUAAUCAAAGCCGUUGAAACGAUUGGACAAGAGACUCUCUCUCGAGCUUUGCUCUUUCUAGCAGCGAUUUUUGGACUUUUCGGCGUGGCGCUUGGAAAACCGGGGAAAUCGCAGUUCAAUCCAAAAACGCAGUUGUCUCUUUCGGCUGAUGAAUACAACAUCACUUACGAAGGCCCCAGUCCCAAUCAAUUUUCCGCCAAAUGGAUUUCUUCGCGCUCUUCUUUGAUCAUCACUCUCGCCUGCGGUUAUUGCUCACUCGAUUCGUCAAAAUCUCAAGAUUCGAGUUCUGAAAAUGACACUCCAAUUUCCCUGAAUAUCAGCUGUUCUUCUGACGAUCCCAUUCAUCAAUUCAACAAAUCGAUCACCCAUUGGAAGAACUCCAAUAGAUCAUCCUCAAAAAAAUCGACGAUUUCCGGCUCAAUCAAAUGUGAAGUGAAAUCAGAAACUUCAAAUUUGGAAAUGAGUUGCAGCGAUUCGAGUAUAACCAUUGCCGCUAUUAUCUCGUUCUUGGCCAUAAUCAUAUCUGCUCUGGCUUUGGUAAUCUACGCCGUCAACUAUCGCCAAAACGAGCAAGAAGCGCAGCUUCGUGGCUUCUUUUCGCCCGAAAAAGAAAAGCUCAUUAAUCGCUCCUCGCUGCGCCUGACUUCGAAUUACACUCCUGAAAGACUUACAAUCGUCAAGACCGUCAUCGAGGGCGACUACGGUUCCUGCUUGAUCGGCAAGUUCGAGCACGAUGGCGAAAGUAGACGAGUUUUUGUGAAGAAACUGCGCGAAGUAAGCAACCGAGAAGAAAUGAUGGGCCGGGCGAAGAUUUUCGAAAGAUUGAAGCCCUGCGAUCUCAUUCUUUCCGUCAACAUGACCAGCUUUCAAGAACGGAACUUCCAAGCGAUGUACUUCCAGAACGUAGAAGGACCGCUGAAAUGGUUUCUCAAGCGUUGCCAACUGCGAACAAAUCCGUCGCAUAGAAGUACAGUUAGCACUGUCAAACUGAAACGAUUCACCUAUCAGGCGGCUGAAGCACUCGCCUAUCUAUCGUCGAAUGACAUCAUCCACGGCGACGUUGCUUCACGCAACUUCGUCCUGGACGAAUAUAACGAAAACAUUCUCCUGGGCGACACCGUCAUCUCCCUCGAGCUCUUCCCGGCAGACUACUUCGAAGGACGGCCAAUUCGUUGGCAAGCUCCAGAAUGCAUCGACACUCCCAACCACGCCAGUUUGAGCGGCGACGUCUGGGCUUAUGGAAUAUUCGUCUGGGAGCUCUUCUCGUUAGCCCAAGCCCCUUACAAAGACAUUGACUGUCUGAACAUUUCCCAGUAUCUCUCGGAAGGGUAUCGCCUCGUUCAGCCAGAUGGCUUUCCCGAGUCUCUUUGGAACUUGAUCGGAAACAGCUGCUGGCAAUACAGCUCUUCAAAACGCAAAAACAUCCACCAAAUUCUUCAAGAACUGCAGCGUCUCCAAAUUUGUUCCUCGUCUUCUCCAAACCUUGCUUCAAACCAACACACUCACUGA
This is a messenger RNA of Oikopleura dioica, 2286 nucleotides long. NCBI's taxonomy places the organism in Eukaryota, Metazoa, Chordata, Appendicularia, Copelata, Oikopleuridae. The record is from the annotation of a GenBank genome assembly.